AUGAAGAACAUCGUGAAAUCCGGCGAAGUAGAUGCAGAUGCUUCUUCUUCAUUCAGUCGUCUGCCAGAUGAAAUAAUCCUCCAGAUUUUAAACAAAUUAAUCGAUUUGAAAACCCUUUGCUUUUGCUAUCUCAUUUGCAGACGUUUCUCCUCGAUUGUACUUCAAGUCGAUGUCAUUUCCUUCACUGCUCCUUUCUUAGAACCUAAAAUUCCCGAUAAGACAACCGCCGGUGAUGUUGCCCCGCUUCCGCCUAAACUUUCUUCGUAUUACGGCACUGAAGCAACUUCAAGUAACAACUAA
Lactuca virosa is the source of this 300-nucleotide messenger RNA. The record is from the annotation of a GenBank genome assembly. NCBI's taxonomy places the organism in Eukaryota, Viridiplantae, Streptophyta, Magnoliopsida, Asterales, Asteraceae.